ACACAUUCACCGCCCUUGCAUACACUAACAUCUAUGAAAUAAUAAAAUUUCGAAUUCUUCGAUGUUUUGCGUACAUAAUCGUUUAAGACUAGUUCAAUCUGACCGCGUCUAGAGUAUCCAAGCGAAUCUCAGUUACCACAACUAGUUGAUACCCAGAUGGAUCUGGAGUUGUGAUCAACUGAUGCGUUCCGAGUAAUUUUUGAGUAAAUCUUUUCUUAUUUUCGAAAAAUCUCGGUUAAAGAUUCUUGAGUGAACCAGAGAUUCAGUGAACAGUUAACAGUUGGACGGUCUGUAGGUGUGUAAUUUUGAAUAUUCGAUUUAUUCCAGUUUGCGACGAGAAAUGGAUAGAAAUGUGAUGCUGUUGGUUCUUGUACUAUUUUUCGCAAAUUUAUUUUUAACCGGUGAUGCGAUUCGAUGUCAACAGUGCAACUCCUAUCUGGAUCCUGGAUGUGCCGAUCUUGAUUUGAGUGGCGGAGGACCCCAAGGUGAAAAGUAUCUCAAGGAUUGUGAAGGUGUUGGAGAAACGAUAGCUUCCUUUUGCCGUAAGCUAGAUGUUACGUUCUUUGCCAGUGAUGAGCGUCGAAUUGUUCGAACUUGCGGGUAUUUGUUACCAAAACAUAAGGGUAUAGAUUACUGUUUUAGCGCCGAUAAUGAAGGAUAUUCUGAGAAAAUCUGCCAGUGCUAUGGUGAUGGAUGUAAUUCAGCACCACGAUUGAUUAGGAGUUUUAGUGCUAUUGUAGUAGUCCUAGUUAGUUACAUAUGUUUAAUUUAUUAAUAUUAAUAACUUAACUAAUGGUAAUUUCUGAUCGAAUUCUGUUGUUGAAUGGUUUUGACUUAAUUAAAAAAAUAUUAAAAAUGGUAAAACACA
Hermetia illucens (black soldier fly) is the source of this 868-nucleotide messenger RNA. RefSeq lists its product as uncharacterized. Gene Ontology annotation, biological process: positive regulation of voltage-gated potassium channel activity; sleep; regulation of synaptic transmission, cholinergic. Lineage: Eukaryota; Metazoa; Arthropoda; Insecta; Diptera; Stratiomyidae. The coding region runs from base 341 to 775 and encodes 144 amino acids. The record is from RefSeq and is a predicted model, not a curated record. The transcript is spliced from 3 exons.